Molecule: messenger RNA, 804 nt
Organism: Exophiala aquamarina CBS 119918
Lineage: Eukaryota; Fungi; Ascomycota; Eurotiomycetes; Chaetothyriales; Herpotrichiellaceae
Exons: 2
Coding region: 1-804 (267 amino acids)
Source: RefSeq, a predicted model, not a curated record
AUGGACAAGUCACAGAUGGGGGAUGAUAUUGGAAGAAUACCCAACACCAUUAUCCUUCCUGCUUGGGAGGACUAUCCACCAGGGCUCAAAAUGAAAGCAAAACUACUGUGGCGGAAGUUUACCGAUACUGUCGUCGGCAUGUCCACGUUAAUUUAUGCUGCAAAAUGGGAUGUACCAAAGGACAAGAGGACCGGGAAGUCGAAAAGACAUCCAUUAAGUUUGAACAAGAGGGUCGAGUUGGGUCUUGCGUAUCACUCGUUGCUCAACACCGGACUCGCAAACGGCAGUCUUCGAGGCCUGAAGAUCAUGUGCGCCUCUGGUCUCUACGACCAUUGCAAAAAGCUGAUCGAUGAGGCAAAGGAGCAAGGUUAUGCGCGAAAGGAGUGGGUACUGGUGAGCUACGAAGGGAUCCAGUACCCGCAGUGGCUGGUGGGAAUAUGGCCUCUCAGCGUGUUCCUUCCUAACGCGCACGCCCGCGUCGUCUCCGACCGCGUGGUUGCCGUCCCCUUCGGCAAACAGUCCUACCUUCGCGAAUGCAUCGUCCGCAUCAAGUCAGUGCAGCUCGUCCGGAUCCAAACCGACCGCGAUCCUAUCAUCCACCAGGACAGACGCACCGAACACAUCGUCCUGCAAAAAAUCAACCUCGACGGCGAGGAAGGCGAGUGGAAGGUCUGGGGCACCAUUGACCCUUCCAAGGAGGAACUCCAUGAUAUUCUCGACGGCAAACACCAGGAUUCGAGCCCGAAUUCUUUUGUCCAGGAAUUUAAGUCCAGGGUCUCGUCCCUGAGCGGCAUGAACUUUUAA